Molecule: messenger RNA, 2790 nt
Organism: Callorhinchus milii (elephant shark)
Lineage: Eukaryota; Metazoa; Chordata; Chondrichthyes; Chimaeriformes; Callorhinchidae
Product: HAUS augmin-like complex subunit 3
Exons: 5
Coding region: 336-2144 (602 amino acids)
Biological process (GO): centrosome cycle; spindle assembly
Cellular component (GO): mitotic spindle; HAUS complex; centrosome
Source: RefSeq, a predicted model, not a curated record
GGGGGGGAGGGGACGGGGACCGGCGGAUGAGGAAGUGCCCUCUUGUCCAGAACGCCGCUGAACUUGUCGUUGGCGGCGCUUCACUAUUUGAAAUGAGCCGUCGGUUGGUGGGAGAAUAAGAGAGGGAACCGCUCGCGCGUGUGCGCGGCCGCAGCUGUGACCGCGACACCGACAGCGUCAGGACCCAGAGGAGCUGUUAGUGACCGCGCCUCGGGCUGUCUGUGGGGAGAGGAGAGGGUCGGCACCAGAUUUUCAGCAUUCCACUGUGGUGCGAUUGGAUAUUUUAAGACUCCCUUGGUCAGAGUCUUAAAAUAAAUCAUAGUUUGAUUACCACCAUGAGCGGUGGGAAGAUAUUUGUAGAAACACUAAAGAAAAUUGGUGAGCCUAAAGCAACUCAUCUGGAUGGGGAAGAUUUUGAUUGGUUGUUUGACAGCGGAGAUAAAAAGACAUUUCUGGAAUGGUUCUGCAAAGGUAUAAAUGAACAGAAUGUGUUAACCACAGAAGAAGUGGAUGAAUUUGAAAAACUUAAAAAAUCUGGGAAAUCUCUAUUUGAUCAGAAAGCCUUAGAUCCAAUCUUGCAGACGUAUCCUAAAGAAUCUGAUUCAAAAUAUGGUGACCUGGCAGAAAUAUCAGGUGAGGAAUUAGAAGAAGAAGUAAAAACAUUACAGUCACUUCGAAAUCUUAAAAUCCAGAGACGAAAUAAGCAGCAAUUAAUGACUUCAGCAAUCCAUCUUGUACCACUGAAGGAUGAAAAGGAUGAAAGUACCAAACUGUUAAUAGAGACACAGGAGCAAUUAUCUGCUGAGAAUGCCAAAUUAAAUGCUAUUCUGUUGAAAAUCAUUGAAGGGGUGCAGCAGUUGACUGUUUUGUACUCAAAUAUUGGAUCAGAAAUGAAAGCAGGCCAGCCUAAAGUCUUUCUGUCACAACUUCUAUUGAACAAUUAUCUGCAAAAGGAAGAACAAUGCACAGCAGCUCUCACAGCCUACACAAAGAAGCAAUUUUUUGAAGGCAUAGUGGAGCUGGUCGAGAGUUCGGAUGUGGACAAAUUUCAGCUGGUGGAUUUAAGUUGUCAAACAUUGCUGGAAGAGAGUAAUGAGGUACGCAGGGAAUAUCAGCAACAGAUGACCAGACUCCAAGCAGCAUACACAAGUGGCAAGCGCCAGUUAAUUCUGGCAAAAGCCAAAGAGCAAAGCACCAAAGCUGGUGUUCAGUAUGCGGAGAAGAUUUUCUCUCUAAUACAAAAGAGAAAGGUGAAUGAUGGAGAAAAAGAAACCCAAAGCGAAGGUGUUAAAUGCCUGAAAGAGAUAAGCUGCCAAGUGGAACAGCUGAUUAAUAAAGAACUGCCCGACUUGAUUGUUGAGAAUGCACAACUCUUAAAUAUGCCUGUAGUAAAAGGCAAUUUUGACCUUCAGGUGACUCGACAAGACUAUUACACCUCUAAGCAGGAUGAAGUAGCUCGCCAGCUGAUCAGACAGAAAACCCGUUUUGAACUUCUUCAGCUAGGAUAUGAAAUGGAGUCACGAAGUCACAGAGAUAUCCAUUGUGUGCUUGAAAACCUUACUCAGGAACUUGAGCGGAUCAGGAAUGAGCUUGCCCAAUGUUUGAAGGUACUGUCUGAUCAGUGUCUCGUGCAAAGCAACAGACAGCGGAACAUCAUUGAUUCAAGAGAUACUUCUGCUAUCAGACUGUGUCAGAUUUUGGAUGGAGACAACAGAGAACAGCUAUUUAGAACUUAUGAUCACUUGGAAGAACAAGGUAAAAUGUUACAGAAUGAAGCUGCCUCAUUGCGGUACCAGUUGGAGAAGAACAGAAGUGAUGAAUCCUAUCUACGGUCUUCCUUGGAAUCAGAUAUAGAGAGACUUCGUUGUGUGAUGUAUUCUGGGCCAAAGCAGCUUUUACUUCAUUCUGAGAAUCUGUCAGGCUCCUUCCAAAAAUUGGAAAGCCAAUUGCAGAAAGUCACCCAGAUCCUUAUGGAUAUUGACAGUGAAAUCAAGCCAAAGCGUCAGAUUUUGGAGAGCAACUUGCAUCUUCAACAUGAGAGAAAUCUUUAUAUCCAUUUCUUUCAAAAUCCCGACAAACUGAAGGAAAUCGUGGAGGGUCUGGAGAAAGAAGCUGAAGCUAAUGCCAUUGGAUUAAAAAGUUGAUGUGUAACCUCUAAGAAGAAACAAUGAUGGUGGAAAAUGUACAUAAAGCUUUUUGUAUAAUUAUCUGGAGCUGAAUAACUGAUCAGAGCACAGUUACAGCUUUUGUUUCAAAAUCAUCAAAAUACAUGUAUUACAAAAAGUUGAAUUGUAAUUUGUCAGAUACAUCAACUGAUGAAAGAAAAAAUUAAGGAAAUGUAAAUGGAGCCUUUGUAUUCUCACAUUUGUCAAUGUUUGUACGAUGUUUCUAUCCUUAUGGUAUUUGUAUUUAUCUUUGGAUUUUGUAGAGAAUAAAAUCCAGAUCUGUUCUACAAUAGAUUUGCACUUAGUGAAUUGAAAUAAAGCCACAGAUUUUUAUUGUGCUAAAUACAAUAUACAAUACAAAAUGACAUUUGUAUAGCACCUUUCAUGUCAGGAGGGAGUCCUAAGGUGCUGGUGUUUAUGUGGUGAGGAUUAAUCUCAAAGGAGCAGACAAGUUCUAAUCCAUUUGGUCUUUUUUAGUGAAAUCCACAAUCUCCUUGUCUCUCACUCUAAAGUCAGGAACGUCCUUAUUGGACAAGCAAUGGAAAUCUUACAAUUGCAUUUGUACUGAUAAGAUGUGUGGGUUUAUCUAGUUUACAUAAAGAAAUAAAGAAGUGUUUUGAUGCUG